Messenger RNA from Schistosoma spindalis, 4412 nucleotides. NCBI's taxonomy places the organism in Eukaryota, Metazoa, Platyhelminthes, Trematoda, Strigeidida, Schistosomatidae. The record is from the annotation of a GenBank genome assembly.
GCAACAGUAAAGCUUAUUCUAUAUUGAUGCCAGACAAUUAGCCAACUAAAAUCUCUGGGAAAAUAAGUCUGCCUGAUUCAUUUAUAAAUCACCAGCACACACAUAGAUAUAUCUACAUAGGUGUUAUAAUGUAUGCCUUUAUCCAAAUACUUUGGUGCAGCCUACGCAAUAUUAAUUCCUUUUAUAAAGCAAAAUACAUGUGGAAAAUAUUUCCAUAUAGGAAGACGUGAUAUCCUAGUAAUUAUUACAUUUUUUUAAAAGAAUAUUUGUAAUUAUUACAAAUAAUCGUAGUACUAACGUGAGAUCACUUGGUGAAAAAAAAUCAAAAUAUUUGCGUUUUCUGCUUCUUCAUUUGAAUAAUAGACAAAUCCCAAUAUUAAAAUACAAGGAGAGAAUAUGGAAGGUGCAGCACGUCAUGCUCAAAGAUUAGCUGGAAAUUUUCUUGAAGAUAUGGAAGCAAUACAAAAAGCUUCUCGUGAAAGAGAUAGACGGGCGAUGAGUCAUUUCGAAACUAAUUCUGUGAGUUCAAAUAACAUUUAUCCACCGCCGAUGGAUUGGGUACCAAGACGUCGAAGUUUAAGCGGAACACCAUUUAGAACUAGCUGUUAUCCAAUGAUUUAUUAUUCUUCAACACAACUUCCCAGAAGAAGAUCACUUUGUGUUCCACGGCGUCGUUAUUCACUUUCCACUCAGCGAAAUGCCUAUACUGAACCUAAUAAAGUCACUUUGGUUGGUAAAUCCAUGUCCAACUAUUCUCGUCCAUAUUCGUUAUAUAACAGCGCAGGCAGUAGUUUAUACCAAACUCCAGAAUCAAACGGUUAUUAUCGUCCUCAUUUGAGAUCAACGAUCUGGCGUGAUCAUGAAGUCAACAGGCCUAUGAACAACGAAAUUUUACCAACAUCAUACUUACAUGCUAGUUCACCGCCAAAACAACAUAUUUUAUCUCCGAAAGCUAAAGUCUAUCUGAAGUAUCGAUCCCUUCAAAAUUUAAGUAAUCUAUACGAUGGUGAAGAUGCUGAAAACGGUAUGCCACGUGUAAUCCAUACGUCAUAUAGCCGUAAUUUUCCACUGCAUACUAGUCGUUUGGGUUCAGUGCCACCGUCAGCAGUUGGAACAUAUCGUUCAACAAUAACUAGUACAGAUUAUGGAUUGCCACCUGUUGUACAUCGAAAUUACAGAACGAAUCGGUAUAUUUAUGAAACACCAUAUUAUACAACAACAUAUAGUAAUGUUGAACCUAUAAGAACUACUUAUACAAGUAUUGGACCUAGACGAUAUACAUAUUAUUAUCCAUCAGUUGUUACUACAAGACCAUUGUCGAGUUCAGGUUCGUAUAGUAACUUGUCUAGUGAUAUGCAAGCUGAGCGUAGACGAAUUGAACGUCGUAUGGACGAUUUACUGGAAUACAAAUUGCCCUCACCUGAAUACUACAGGGAAAUGAGGGGAUCCCUACGUGCAUUGAAUGACAAACUAGAUGUUCAUCGGAAAAUGCUUGAUCGUUACUCCGGAAUUGAUAUGAACGCUACAACUGCAUCAGUACAAGACCGAAUUGAAUCAAAAUAUCAACAACUUGCAAGCAGAUUAACAACAACAAAAAAAAGCAGUGUACUAACACGCUUCUCUUCAAUAGAAUGGGCCGUCGAACCACGUGAGUUUUGCAUAUGACUAGCUGAAAAUUUGAAAAGAACCGCUGCUAAUUUUGAUUCAUGAAAAAAAGGAUGAGCAUGAUGUUACUGCUUAAAAUGUUUAUUUUUCAACGAAGUAUGCUUUGAAAGAUAUUUAUGUCACAUCUUUACUGCAAAAUAAAGUGUAUAUGAAUUCACAUAGUUUCUCUUAUGAACAUAAUGCACAAAUUUUAGUUGAAUACAAAUUCUAUGAAAAAAGAAAUACAGAAGAAAAAAAUCCUUCACUGUUUUGCUUAUUUAAUUGAUUGUCUUUAUUUCAUUGGUAGCAUUGAAAGUUUUCCAAUAAAUUUAUUACUUUAGUUCUAUGUUGACUGUGAUUUGUUCAUUAAAUUUAGUUUAUAUUUUUGCAUACUAUCUAUUAAAUUUGAAUCAUACUGGGUUUUGUUUUUCUACCUGUAUCUAUGUAAAGCCUAGUGGCUACCUAAACUAAAGAAAGUAUAAUAGAGAAUUUAAACUUACAACUUAAUGGCUUGAAUUCAUUUACUUUAGUUAUUAAAUUACCUUUUCUAGAGUAUGAUUGAUAAUUAUCGGCUUCAACGCAUAUAUUUCUACAUCAGUGAUUUUACAUAUGAGUAGUAUACUUAAUAAUAACAAUUAUAUUAGGUAUAAACUAUAAGAAUGCCACUUGAAGAUGAUAUUUAUCCCUAAUUAAAAACGAACUAAAAACAAUAAGAAGCUGUCUAAUGGUAUUUUUUUUACCGCUAUUACUAUAAAUAGGAGAGAUACUCUCAGUUAUUACAAUGGAUUGUAUUUUUACUAAGUUAUUAAUAAAUAAAUUUAUUCAACGUAGCCAAGUAAUGCCAUUUUGUUCCUCAUCUCCUUUAACCAAUGAAAAUUCAUAAAAUAAAGCAUUAAAAUAAUUUAAUAAUAACUUAUUGAUUCUUGUUUGUUCUUUUUAUCACAUUUGUUUUUUCUCCUUUUUUUCAAUUUCUCCUGCAUGAUAUUGACAAUUAUACCGUUUGUUUCCAUAAACUAUAUAUGCUUACACAUGUAUAUAUAUAUUUAACCUUACGUUGAAUUACGUAACUGUCUUUAUAAUAUUAAUAUAACUAAUUGUACCUUCCUCUAUCAUUGCUGUGAAAUUAUAUAUCACCGCAAAAUUUAUCGAAUAAUCGCUGACCUGUGCACUGUUAUUGGCUCUGAUACCAUUUAAAUUACUAUGUAACAACUGUUCGCAAUGCAUGUAAUAUAUAUAUGACUUCCUUGAUGAUAAUUUUGGUCAUAUAAAUCAAUAAACAAAUGGAGUAUUUGUUCCAUACUAGAAUGCCAGAAUUAAAUGGAUAUAGAUCACAUGGACCAAGUCUGAGUACAUCAGAGCUUGAGACAAAUCUUUAUUAUACAAGUCCAAAGACAACGAUGGUAUAUUCGGAAAGAUAAUAAUAAUAAUAAUAAUAAUAAUUUGUGAUUAAUAUUAGUUAGAGAGGGAAUAGGUAGUUUACUACUAAAGCUAAUAAGAUACAGCUAUGAUAUCUAGUUAACCUAAAUAACCUACUGGAAGAAAAUCAUUGUUCUUAUAGACAAAAUAUAAUUUAAAAGCUGAUACCUGUUAAAUAAUUAGUAAUAGUACGAUAUAUUUUGUAACCAUGAUAUCAAAACUUUACUAUUGUGUUGAUUGUUUUAAUAAAACGCUAUUGAAAAUGUAUAACAAUUCGAUUGAAUAGAUUUGAUGAAAAACUCAUUUGUUUUAUUUAUUUAAUUUUCAUAAUUAUAAGUUAAAAUUGGAUUCAUGUAAUCAAACAAUCGUAAAUACAUUGAAACAUUGAUAUUUAUGCAUGAAACAUGUAUGUAUUUUGCAUGGGUACGAUUUACUUUAACUCACAGUACUAUUCAAUCUUGUUUAGUCUUACAUAUGAACUGUUAGUUUUCAUGAUAUAUAUAUAUAUAUAUAUAUAUAUAUAUAUAUAUAUAUUGUAUUGAAUAGACAACUAUUGCUAUUUGAUGCAUGAAUGUAUAUUAUAAAUGUGCCUAUGUUUUGGAAAAAGUGUAACCAUUCAAAUAAUUUAACUGAUAUUAUAGAAAUUAUUAUAAAUUUCUUGGAAUGUUACUUAUUUCAUUAAAUAAACUACAUAUAACAUAUACUCAUAUACAGAUGUGUAGUUUAAAAGGAAAGUUUUACGGAUAUUACUUGCCAUCUCAUCAUAAUUGUUUAAAAGUAACAGUUAUGAAAAUGUUUUUACUUAGAAGUAAUUUAUUCAGUUCAUAAUAUAUAUAUUCAGUAAUAUAAAGGAAUGUACAUUAUAAUAGUUUAUACAAUAAGCCAUAUACAUAAAUCAUAUGCAAACUGUUACUUGACGUGAUUUAUAGUUACAUAAAAUACAAUCAAGAUAAGUAGUUAACAAGUAAUCUAUUAGGAAAAAAUGAAGUUCUACAAAAACUUAUGAUAAGUGAUAAGCAUAAUUAUUGGGUGACUGAAAUCACUAAACUUGUUAAUAAUAACUUUUUAAAUGUAAGACGAAAUUAUUGAUUUUCUUGUGUAAAAUUUAAUAAUUCUGAAGCGAAUGUAUUCAGCUACAAUUGCAUUCACUAAAAUGCAUAUUUACAAAAGCGACAUCAGAACUAGAAUAUUAGUGAAUAUUGCUAAUAUUUACUAUGAGCUAAUAACAAUUUUAAACUUAUCCCUAGAUAUGAAAUAUAAGUAUGCAUGUAAGUAAAAUAUUUGUUAUAUCCAAAGUCUCCUAUAAUAUGUUUGUAUUUUAUUUAUAGGGCUAUGGGAAGGGAUUAGUGUAU